AUGCAGCACCCAGUAAUUAUCGGUUUAAUUUUUACUCACAAAUGUCCUAUAGUAUUAUUAUAUUUUAUUUCUACAAUUUCAUGUAUAAUUAGAUGACCAGUACAUAUCGAAUAUCGUGCUCAAUCGUUCGAUUGAAAUUAUUAAAUACGGUGACAUACCGUGUCAAACAGUUUCACUGAUGACAUUGAUACCAACUUCCAAAACACUCAGAGAUGAUUUACUAAUCUAUAAACCACUGUGUGAAUUCCGUAUAGUUACUAUUGAAAAGUUAGUGUCCACUAGCACCAUAAUACCAACAGGUAAGACUUCGGGAUUGGAUGGGUUUCCAGAUUUAGUUUUUAAGGCAUUAGUAACUAAAAAGCUUGCAACAUUACUAGGAUUAUUUAACUUUUGUAUAACCCUUGUAGAAGGAGUAUUUCCGAGUACGUGGAAAUCUGAAUAACUGGUCUUACUUCG
Molecule: messenger RNA, 456 nt
Organism: Cinara cedri
Lineage: Eukaryota; Metazoa; Arthropoda; Insecta; Hemiptera; Aphididae
Source: the annotation of a GenBank genome assembly